This is a messenger RNA of Schistosoma mattheei, 2208 nucleotides long. The record is from the annotation of a GenBank genome assembly. Lineage: Eukaryota; Metazoa; Platyhelminthes; Trematoda; Strigeidida; Schistosomatidae.
AUGAGUCAGUCACAGAUUAAGACUGCUUCUGCGGGAUUUGAUGUGGAAUCACGUGUGAAACGUAUUCGUGAACUGAUCUCAGCCAAAUCUAGUAAUAAUUCGAGCAGUUCAUGUGGUUAUAGUACUCACUCUACUAUCAGUUCUAUUACAAGUACUAGCUAUUGUAGUCCCAUCACUCAAAUCCUAGCUAGUUCAAAUUCAUCUCCUAUAGUUUCUACCAUAUCAUCGUCACUGCCUAGUGCUCAUUCAACAUCUGGCGUAAGUUUCAUGUCAGUCAUUGUAUGUAACACUUCUGCAUCAGUUCAGAAUAUCACCUCCAUUAGCAAUCCAUUGGCAUCUUCAACCACUUCCAAACAUUUCAGUUUUCCUGUAAUUAGUUCAGUUAGUGAAGUUAUCAGUACUCAAGCUGUUAUCCCAACAUCUAUUACCGUUACUUCUAUAGUAAGUCUACCUGGUAGCAUACGUUUUGGUUUUACUUCUACAUCCAACAUAUCUUCUCCAUCCGCCCCACUGACUAGUGCAAGUACAGUAUUAGCAACUGCCGUUACAUCAGUUUCAUUUUCUUUCUCUACUGCUUCUACCGCCCACGUAUCAAUUUUGAAGGAACCAACAAUCAUUUCAACAAUAGCUGUAACUACGUCAGCUUCAGUCUCACAUCCAAUAUUUCCAUUAGUUACCAAUUUCAGUGCUGUCUCAACAUCUGAAAGUAAUUCUGCAGUAGUUCCAUCUUCCAUAUUUACUUUUCCGACCAGCACGAUAACUACAUCUGCCACAAUAAUUUCUGCAACGGCGACAACAACAGCAACACAGAAGAUCACUCCUGCUUUCUCUUUUUCAUUUCCACCCACUUCAUCGACUCCUUUACAGACGACUAGUUCAAACUUAUCAUCAACAGCAAAUCUUAGUUCAAGUGUUUUUGAACCUUUGAAGCCUAUUUCUACAUUCAGUGGGUUUUCUUUUCCGAAACCAGCUAUUACAUCAUCGGCUAGUGUUCCUACUAGUAAUCCAUCAUCGGUAGCUGAAAAUAUAGUUCAGUCCGACAGUAGCAGACCGUUUACUUUUGGUUCAGUUAAUUCCCAACCCAUUUCUACGGCUUCCAUUUUUACAUUUGGAGCGUCGACAGUGACUGCAUCCUCACUAAAACCAGUCUCAUCCGUUAGUUUUGGAUCAACUUCUAUACCAUCAUUUCUGGGAUCGUUUUCCAACUCUGGACCUGUGUCAAGUAGUUUUGUCUUUGGUGCUAACGUGUCUAAACCUUCAUCAACCAUUUCAAGCGGUGCUUUUGGUCAGAUAACUGGUACCACGUCAUCACUAAAUACUGUAGCAAAUAAUGUUGGUUUGUUUACCUUUACAUCCCCAAUUACUAGUACUUCUGGCGUGUCAUUAUUUGGAUCGAAUUCUGUUAACAUCAGUUCCACAACUGUAUCACUUCCCACAAACACGUCUGUAUCUGAUUUCAGUUCAACUACGAUAAACCCAUUACUUAAUCCAGUGUCUACAACAUUUUCAACAAACUCCUUUACUCUUGGAAUUAAACCAGCAAAUGUAACUCCUGCCAAAACUACAUCUUUAUUUGGAGCUAGUAAUUCGAUUUUCGAGACUCCUAAUACAUCAUCUUUAAAAUUCAAUUUUAAUCAGUUAACUUCUAGCGCCUCAUCUAAUGUAGCCAUCACCAGUGGAUUGUCGUUUGGUACGACAAUUGUGACUACAACUGUAACUUCUGUAACUCCUGCUAGUACAUUAUUUCAGUUCGGUAGUUUCAGUUCUAAUUCAAAGCCAUCUGCAGCUUCCGUUUCUCAACCACUCUCUUUUGGUUCAUCAGUGCCUCAAUUUUCGUUUGGCCAGCACUUCACACCUGCAUGUUCACAACCGAGCACCCUACCAACUUUGUCAUUUUCCUCGCUUAAUUCGGGUCCCAUAACUACUACCACUAACUCGUUUCAAUUCUCUUCAACUCCCGUAUUUUCUAAUAUUAAUCCGCCAACUAAUUUUAGUGGCUUUAAUUUCUCUCUACCCCAAACAUCUACACCAAGUGUAAUUACACCUCAAACAAAUGCUUGUUUUGUUUUUGGUCAAACACCGUUAAGUACUGGCGUUGCUAAUUCCAAUCCAUUCACCUUUAAUACAUCUUCAACUAGUCCUCCAUCUAAUGCUCCGAAUGCGCCUCGACGUCGACCACUUUCAAGCAGACGCUCUCGUCGUCCAUAA